ACUCCCUCCGUUCCAAAAUAGAUGACUCAACUUUGUACUAACUUUAGUACAAAGUUAGUACAAAGUUGAGUCAUCUAUUUUGGAACGGAGGGAGUAUAUGUUAGCCCAGUCCUCCUUGCCACUUGUGAAUUGUGACUUGUGACUUGUGACUCUAUCAAGUCACUGCAGCCGAGGAGGGGAACUCUGAAGCUCCCUCCACCGAGAUCUAGGGAGGAGGAGUGAUCUGUGGAGACAAGGAAAGAGAGACCGAUGGAGUUUGCUGUAGCGGCAUUUAGCACGGUAGCUGGCGUCGCCUUGUCGAAGCUCUGCAGCGUGAAGGGGAAGCUAAAUACUGAUGCUACCAUCAUCAGUGAAGAACUCAAGUGGAUCGAAGCUGCCAUGAAGGAUCAUGCUUCCAGUGUCGAGCCGAUGAGUUUCUUGCAGGCAGAAUAUUUUGCACAACUGAGGGCCUUGGCUUAUGACAUCCAAGACUGUAUAGACAGCUUCAACGCCAAGAUGACGACCGAUGAUGAAUUUGCCGACAAAAUUGCCCAACUCAAGGAGAGAUCAACUGCAACGACUGAACGGAUAAAGAGGUUUGGCUUUCCUGUACAAGGGGCUGCAGCACAAGCGGCGGCUGCUGCUGUCCCCGCGGAGAUUCAGAAUUUUCAUUUCCUGAUGAGGGGAGGUAAUCUUAAUGGUGAUUACCACAACUGCUUGCUAUAUCUGCGCUUGUUCCCUCAUGAACAUCAUGUCAGGACUAAGCCCCUAGAAAGGAGAUGGACGGCUGAAGGACUUGUACCAGGAGAACAAGGCGCAGCCAGCAAUUUGGGCAUGCUUGUUGGUUCCAGUAUCAUCAGGUCCACCCAGAGAAGCAGCAAUGGGAAGGUGAAGAGAUGCCAGCCUACCGGCGAUGCGAUUCGGCAGUACAUCACCCAACGGUCCAUGUCGGAGAAUUUCAUAUGGUUAUCUCACGAUGUGGCCGAAUUGCAGAACGAACACCUCCGCAGGCUAUCUGUGCAUGCUUGUGCAAACGCCCAUCUGAAUUUGCCUCAGAGUUUAUCUCUUCUCCGGACCCUGGCAGUAUUCUCCACUGGCGCGGCGGCAACUCUAGAUAGUUAUGAAGCUGUUUUAGAUUUUACCAAGUAUAAACUGCUGCGAGUGUUGGACCUGAAAGAGUGUGCUCACCUUAGUGCGGGCCAUAUUCAGGCUAUCUACAGCCUGGUGCUGAUGAAAUACCUGAGCAUCAAAUCGGGCAUCAUUGAUAGGCUUCCAAGGGAAAUCUGGAAGCUGAAUCAGCUAGAGACACUCGACCUGAGUGGAAGUGGAAGCUCAGAAUGUGACGGUGCUGAUGGAAUAGUGACGGUGUACAAAGAAGUCCUCCUGCUGCCGCGAUUGAAGCAUCUCAUUGGCAAGUUUGAGCUUUCCGGAACAGAUACCAUUUGGGCACCUGUACCGUCAGAUGUAGAGAAGUUCCUCAAAGCUCAUAAGAGUAUGCUGGAGACGCUGGCAGGAUUUGUCACCGGUCAGAAAGUUGGAUUUCCGCAACUGAUGAGUCUUAUGAGGCGGUUGCGGAAGGUGAAGAUAUGGUGCGAACCCAAUGCAAAGCGAAGAAACCUGCAUGCUCUUUCAAGUGCCAUUACCAAAUUCAUUCGUGAUGGUCCCGGAGAGCCUCAUCUUAGUCGCUCCCUAUCCAUCAAUUUCCAAGGAUCCUCGGGAGGAUUCACGAGCGAUAUAGACCCAGUUCCCGGCAUACUCGCCGCUCUCAAGCUGCAAGGCAAACUGGGCCAGUUCCCUCCGUUUGUCUCACAGCUAAGUUCCAUCGACGAGCUGUGCCUUUGCUCGACUGGUCUGAGCUGGGAGGAUAUUCGAGCCGGGCUGAGCUACGUGGAUAUUCAAGGCGAGCUGAUCUGCGUUGGGGGACUGAAAUAUCUCAAGCUUAUUGAAAAUGAGGAUACCCUCGGGCCCAUCGUGAUACAGCCUGAUCACCUCAAAAGCAUCAAGCGGUUGUCAAUCGUGUGCAAGCCAAGGCUAGACAUAACAAUCCAAGCUGGCGCGCUGCCUGAUCUUGUGUCGCUUCAUAUCCUCUGUGAAACACUGGAUGUUCUUCCUGGAACACCCGGCAUUGAGAUUGCACAUAUGAAUCAGCUGGAUCAAGUCGAGCUCCAUCCUCAGGUCCAGGGCGGAAUAAGAGCUCAAUGGCAACUGGCUGUAGAUGGCCAUAAUAAUAGGCCCGUGCCCUUCCUUUUGUUCGUUGAAGAACCCUGAUCGAUAAUGCAGACUUCAUCAAACACGUCAGUGCAAAUCAACAAUGGAGCCACCUUCCGUCGGCAUUGCUGCCAACUUAAUUAUGUUGCACCGAUAUGCUGCCUCUCUCCUUUGUGUGAUGGUUUUCUUCUUCUUAUGGUUAUUACUAUAACAAGGUUUACCACAUGUUGUUCAAUUUAGCCUUUCCAACAUUAUUAUUAUUACUAUUUGUGUGUAUACCCACUGUUUGUUUCAGAGAGAUUUCUCUUAUUGUAAAUUUUAUUGUACUCCUUCCAUUCAAGAACUUUUUUCUUUCGAAAAGGGAUCAAGAACUUUGCUGCUCCUCAUUAUUUA
This is a messenger RNA of Triticum aestivum (bread wheat), 2580 nucleotides long. Its product is annotated as disease resistance protein RGA4. Gene Ontology annotation, biological process: defense response to other organism. The record is from RefSeq and is a predicted model, not a curated record. Lineage: Eukaryota; Viridiplantae; Streptophyta; Magnoliopsida; Poales; Poaceae. Bases 250 to 2247 code for a protein of 665 amino acids. The transcript is spliced from 3 exons.